Penicillium antarcticum is the source of this 1809-nucleotide messenger RNA. RefSeq lists its product as uncharacterized. The record is from RefSeq and is a predicted model, not a curated record. The transcript has 6 exons. The coding region runs from base 1 to 1809 and encodes 602 amino acids. Lineage: Eukaryota; Fungi; Ascomycota; Eurotiomycetes; Eurotiales; Aspergillaceae. Gene Ontology annotation, molecular function: FAD binding.
AUGGCACCGUCUUUCGACUUUUCAUCUGGCCUGCCCGAGUGCGCUGACAGUCUGCCGACUGAUGUACCUGUGCUAAUUGUUGGAGGAGGCCCGACUGGCCUGCUGCAAUCGCUCCUUUUGUCUCGACUCGGAGUACAAUCACUGAUCAUUGAACGUUAUGCUGAGCGGUUGGAGGCGCCCAAAGCCCACGCGAUCAACCCGCGCUCCCUAGAGAUCAUGCGUCAAUAUGGCCUGGGUGAGAAGCGAGUGCGCCAAAUAGGCACAUCGCGAGACGAUAGCCAUUGGGUCAAUUUCCUCACUAACCUCAAUGGUGACUCGGUUGGGAGGUUGCCUUAUGAGCGUAUGGAUCCCGGAGUCUUGGACGACACUCCAGUGAUGAUUCACAAUAUACCUCAGCCAGCUCUGGAGCAGGAGUUCACAAAGUUUAUUGAGCAAGAUCCCAACAUCACUCUGCUGAAAGGAUUCAGUAUUCAUGGAGUAAAGCAGCCGAAGCAGACUGAAAAAGAAGUCGUGGCCACCAUUGAGGAACGAGCAACAGGAUACCUGCACAAAACAAGAUCACGACACCUUAUCGCUUGCGAUGGUCGCAGAAGCAAGGUCCGUGAGCUGCUCGACAUUCCAUCUGAAAGCGAGGAUUCAGAUCAAACGAUGAUGACCAUCCAUUUUAACGCAAACCUUCGGCCAGUGGUUGGUGAUCGUGUUGGUAUGCUUUUCUGGAUUAUUGACCCAAUAUCCGCUGGAUUCAUCAUUGGUUACGAUCUGGAUGGAAACCAAGUCCACAUCAGCCAAGUGGAUGUAGAGCAGCACCCAGUUGAGUCGUGGACUGAGGAAAUGUGCAAAGCCAAAAUCCGCGGAGCUAUUGGGAAAGACGAUGUUCCGUUUGACAUCCUGAGCUACCGACCUUGGGUCUUCAGGCGGCAGGUUGCUGUGACCUUCCAAAAGGGGAAUGUUUUCCUUGCUGGUGAUGCUGCUCAUUCAUUCCCACCAACUGGUGGCCUAGGAUUAAACUGUGGAAUUGCGGAUGUGCACAACCUAGCUUACAAAAUUGCUCUCGUUCAUCAAGGAGUAGCGAGCCCGACUAUACUCUCGACAUAUACAGCUGAACGACGCAGUGUUGCCGAAGCCUAUUCUAGGCAGAGCGUCAAGAACGGCAAAGAGAUCUUUAGUUUGCUACAGAGCCUCAAAACCGCUGGCGUCGAGGACGUUACCCAAGCUCGCAAGAACAUGGUGGAAGUAUUGGCAGAUCCAGUGCAACGUGCAAAGGUUGAAGAGGGAAUUGAAGGACAGCGUGAACAUUUUGACAAUCUUGAAUUGCAUAUCGGAUAUGUCUAUGGAGCUAGCAAGCCUCCUGCUCACGCUUCGUUCUACUCUCCGAAGUUUGUUCCCGGUGCACGAUUGCCUCAUGCUUGGAUCAAAUUCCCAGAAGCGCAAACAAACAUCGGAGACAUUCAUCAAGAGCCAAUUGACGUCUCUUAUGUGAAGGAACUGAGCGAGGACCAAGUCAAGGCUUUCCAAUGGAGCACUCUGGAUUUAUGUGCGCCUGACUCCUGGACUUUAAUACUCGGACAAGAUAAGCCAAGCUUGCAAACCACCCAGUUCCAAGAGCACUGCGAAGCCAUCAAGGUGAAACUCACUAUUUGGCGCGCCGGUCUUGACUUUGAUACAAUAGACCAGAGCUGGUUUGCGGAUGAGCUGAACAACCAGGGUGGCAUCUUAGUUCGCCCGGAUCAGCACAUCUUCAUGAGGGUCAGUUACUUCACCACUGGGGAGGAUCUGAUCAUAGGGCUGAACAGGCAUCUUGGCUUGUAG